GGGGAGAGGCGGCCGCACAGCCUGGUUCCCCGCGCCCUGCUCGCCGCCGCCGCUCGCGCGGGCACCGCCGCUGGCCCCCGCCCCGCCGCCGAGCGCACCCGCCCGGGCACACGCACCCCGCCGCUGGACGCACCCCCCGCACUCCUCCCGCGGCUCCGCCGGGCGCCCGAGCCGGGCAGAUGCGCCGCCGCGCGCCCCCCGCUCCGGGCCCGCCACCGUGCUCUGCCGCGCGCCGGGGGCUCCUCUCCCGGGCCCCCCUGGGCGCCCUCCGGCUCUGGUUCCCGCCCGCUCCUUGGAAUAACCCCUGAGGCUCCAGCCGUCACCGCAAAGUUUCCCGAGGAGACCCGCCUCCCCGGCCGCUGCGCAGGUGAGGAAGCAGGCAGUGGGCAAGAAGAUGGAUUCCUUUUUGGACAGACAAGACCAGAGAGUGAAGCGGGAAUAACUCAUCCUCCCUACCUCCCCAUCAAGGAAACCUCUACAAACAGGAGCAGCCAAGCAGGACUGAGGCCCUCGCCCCCCAAGCAUCUUCUCAAAGAAGGGCAUGUGGGGGCCUGACAGCUCAGCUGCAUGUGUCAGCAGCUCCAGCCCCACCAUGAACAUCUGAACUCCUCAGCAGGGUAAUGGACCCCCUCCUUUCCCCCGGAGACGCAGCCUGAGUGGCAGGAAUACAGAGCCUUUGGAGAGUGGCUCCCUCUCAGCUCCGUCAUGCAAGAACGCUUUCUGCACCCAGCCCAUUCUGCCAAGUGACUUAAAGGAAUUAAAAAAAAAAAAAAAGCCUUGGUAAACAAAAAGAGGGUAAAAGCCACGCAGAGGCCUUUCAGAAGAGGUAGCAGCCUGCAGACAAAAGGGCAAGAGUUGAAAAGGGCUGUGGAGGUAGCAAGCAGCAGAGGCCACCCUGCUCAGGGCUGGGUGCCAGGCCACAGGGCAUGCCCGACGAACAGGGAGUCGGAACCCCCUCAGGCCACCCUCGGGAGUCCUGGGGUCCAGAGGGGUGUCCCUGUACCCCUUGCACACAGGACCCUCACUCUGCAGGGAUAAGCCAGCUGCGCCUGCGGCCUAGGGUGCCAAGGAGGCUGCUGAUUGUGGCCCGCAGCCUCAUCUGAACACCAGGAGACCAGGAUACCGAGGCACCGGAUCCCCUCUCUGUGCCCUGGGGAGCCCCACUGCUGCCCAGUCACCCCAGGGCUGAGGUCUGCGUCCCUAGUGGUGCAAGGCCUGGUAGCACCACGGGGCAGGGAAUGUGAGCGCCAUCCGAGCUCACGGUGUCGAGUCGCGGCUUUGUGACUUUGGCAGGGGCCUCCGGACCAGUGACCCCAGUCAAACCCAGAGGCUCUUGGGCUGCAGCGACGAAGGAGGUAUUCAGGCUCCAGGCCAGGUGGGGCCGGACGCCCCCAGCCAUCCACCAUGGUGGUGGCACACCCCACCGCCACUGCCACCACCACGCCCACUGCCACUGUCACAGCCACCGUCGUGAUGACCACGGCCACCAUGGACCUGCGGGACUGGCUGUUCCUCUGCUACGGGCUCAUCGCCUUCCUGACGGAGGUCAUCGACAGCACCACCUGCCCCUCGGUGUGCCGCUGCGACAACGGCUUCAUCUACUGCAACGACCGGGGACUCACAUCCAUCCCCGCAGAUAUCCCUGAUGACGCCACCACCCUCUACCUGCAGAACAACCAGAUCAACAACGCUGGCAUCCCCCAGGACCUCAAGACCAAGGUCAACGUGCAGGUCAUCUACCUAUAUGAGAAUGACCUGGAUGAGUUCCCCAUCAACCUGCCCCGCUCCCUCCGGGAGCUGCACCUGCAGGACAACAACGUGCGCACCAUCGCCAGGGACUCGCUGGCCCGCAUCCCGCUGCUGGAGAAGCUGCACCUGGAUGACAACUCCGUGUCCACCGUCAGCAUUGAGGAGGACGCCUUCGCCGACAGCAAACAGCUCAAGCUGCUCUUCCUGAGCCGGAACCACCUGAGCAGCAUCCCCUCGGGGCUGCCGCACACGCUGGAGGAGCUGCGGCUGGACGACAACCGCAUCUCCACCAUCCCGCUGCAUGCCUUCAAGGGCCUCAACAGCCUGCGGCGCCUGGUGCUGGACGGUAACCUGCUGGCCAACCAGCGCAUCGCCGACGACACCUUCAGCCGCCUACAGAACCUCACAGAGCUCUCGCUGGUGCGCAAUUCGCUGGCCGCGCCACCCCUCAACCUGCCCAGCGCCCACCUGCAGAAGCUCUACCUGCAGGACAAUGCCAUCAGCCACAUCCCCUACAACACGCUGGCCAAGAUGCGUGAGCUGGAGCGGCUGGACCUGUCCAACAACAACCUGACUACGCUGCCCCGCGGCCUGUUCGACGACCUGGGGAACCUCGCCCAGCUGCUGCUCAGGAACAACCCUUGGUUUUGCGGCUGCAACCUCAUGUGGCUGCGGGACUGGGUGAAGGCACGGGCGGCCGUGGUCAACGUGCGGGGCCUUAUGUGCCAGGGCCCUGAGAAGGUCCGGGGCAUGGCCAUCAAGGACAUUACCAGCGAGAUGGACGAGUGUUUUGAGACGGGGCCGCAGGGCGGCGUGGCCAAUGCGGCCGCCAAGACCACGGCCAGCAACCACGCCUCUGCCACCACGCCCCAGGGUUCCCUGUUUACCCUCAAGGCCAAAAGGCCAGGGCUGCGCCUCCCCGACUCCAACAUUGACUACCCCAUGGCCACGGGCGAUGGCGCCAAGACCCUGGCCAUCCACGUGAAGGCCCUGACGGCAGACUCCAUCCGCAUCACGUGGAAGGCCACGCUCCCCGCCGCCUCUUUCCGGCUCAGUUGGCUGCGCCUGGGCCACAGCCCAGCCGUGGGCUCCAUCACGGAGACCUUGGUGCAGGGGGACAAGACAGAGUACCUGCUGACAGCCCUGGAGCCCAAGUCCACCUACAUCAUCUGCAUGGUCACCAUGGAGACCGGCAAUGCCUACGUAGCUGAUGAGACACCCGUGUGUGCCAAGGCAGAGACAGCUGACAGCUACGGCCCUACCACCACACUCAACCAGGAGCAGAACGCUGGCCCCAUGGCGAGCCUGCCCCUGGCGGGCAUCAUCGGCGGGGCCGUGGCUCUGGUCUUCCUCUUCCUGGUCCUGGGGGCCAUCUGCUGGUACGUGCACCAGGCUGGCGAGCUGCUGACCCGGGAGAGGGCCUACAACCGGGGCAGCAGGAAAAAGGAUGACUAUAUGGAGUCGGGGACCAAGAAGGACAACUCCAUCCUGGAAAUCCGCGGCCCUGGGCUGCAGAUGCUGCCCAUCAACCCUUACCGCGCCAAAGAGGAGUACGUGGUCCACACUAUCUUCCCCUCCAACGGCAGCAGCCUCUGCAAGGCCACACACACCAUUGGCUACGGCACCACGCGGGGCUACCGGGACGGCGGCAUCCCCGACAUAGACUACUCCUACACAUGAUGCCCGCCCACCCGGGCUGCCCCGCCUCAGCCCCAGCUACCCUGGCGUGGCCACGUGGCUUUGCCCAGCCUGCUGCAAUCCAAGAGAGCAAGGAAGAGAAAUUCCACGGGUGACUUUCCCCCGCAGAAAGCAAAGUUUGGGGAGGGCUAACGAUUUUGUAGAACACAACAGUGACAAUUUUUUUUAAAAGAAUAGAAGGCAGGAGGGGGAAUUCGACAUUGUUGAAGACAUAAUUUAUACCGAGUUAUGCCAGUUGGGGAGGGAAGGACUAAAAAUAAUAUUGCAGGCAGGGCUGGGUUGGGUUUUUUUUUUUUUCCCCCCUGAACUGGAAGGAUACUACCUGUACAACAUCUGUGGACACCUCAUGCUCUGUUCAGGGCCAUCACAAAGGAACCGCCAGGGAGAAGCAGCCAGCUCUCAAAGCUCCCACGCAGCUCUCCUGCCGCUGGCCACUCGCUGGCGACCCGAUGGAAGGUUUUCAGGCUCCUCACAAAGGAGAGAGGGAAGAAAAGAUCUUUUGCCCUGGAGAUAUGGUCCUGAAAUCUCUCCCCUGGCUUAUUCCAUACCAUUUCCCUUGCAGAUUUGCAGAAACAUGGCGUCUUUCACUGCAUUCUUUGAACAAUCAUGUAGUCGAUUAAAAAAAAAACAAACUUUUUUUUCCUAGGCUGAAGCCCUCUUCAGUUCCAUGCACCACGCUCCGUAGAAGCCCCGGCGGAAGCCGUAGCUUUCCCUGCCACCUGGAGGUGCAUCUGUCUGCCUGUCUAUCCCUGUCGCGGUGUCUCUAAGUACAGAUGGGUAGAUAGAGCCAUAUGCACGGUCCUUACCGUUCUUCUUGGGUCAGUUCUUACCAUUUCCUGAACAAUAGAAUUGCGAAAGUGUUGCUUUCUCCUAGAAAUCCUUGAGUAAGUAGACCAUGUUUUGGGGAUGGGAGUGAGGUGGGGGAGGAGACUUGGUCUCCAGGGGCUGCUGCUGUUCCUAAAGGCUGAGGUGUGUAUGUCUCAGACGGGUGGCUUAGGGAGGUGUCGCAGCUGGGGCUGCCAGUCCCAUCCUGGCUCAGCUUGGCCAGCGCUGGGCUGCUCGCCUUUCUGAUAUAGAUAAAAGCUUUAUUUGAUUCCA
Messenger RNA from Gorilla gorilla gorilla (western lowland gorilla), 4545 nucleotides. RefSeq names its product fibronectin leucine rich transmembrane protein 1 (gene FLRT1). Gene Ontology annotation, molecular function: protein binding. The record is from RefSeq and is a predicted model, not a curated record. Lineage: Eukaryota; Metazoa; Chordata; Mammalia; Primates; Hominidae. The coding region runs from base 1405 to 3429 and encodes 674 amino acids. The transcript is spliced from 3 exons.